UGGGACUUGAUGUAGUGGCACUACCACUGUGCGACAAAAUGCUGUCUGCUUUAUUCACGGUUCCGCACUACCCUCCCUCCUUUAACAAUUUCUGUUUAUAUUCAGUCCUUUACGGCAGUGGGGCGAGAUUACUGGAGGUGGCCGUGCAGUUUGACACAAUGAGGAGUGAUUUUGCCGCUGGAGCGGGUUCAGUUUAAAUGUCACUCAUCACUCGGGCUGUUCCGAUAGAAAAAGGAGCUGCUUCCCCCGCCCUCGCGGGCAGCCUUUCUCCCAGCCAAAAACAUUGGCCAGGUCUGAGCGGUGCCAGGCUCUCAUGUGGCUGGAGCUCCUGGCGAGGGAGAAGGGAAAGCCCCUUGUUCUGGGGGGGGGGGGGGGGUCCCCGAGAGGCUCAGGAAGGUGCGGAGAGGCGAACGUACCGAGCAGCCGCUGAGGGGACCAAGGGAAGGGAGAGCCUCCUCAGUCCGCGUUAGCUCGGUGGAGAGAGCUGGGCAGCUGGUACAGGAAGAUGCAGGGGGCUCCCAGGGAGUCGAGCCAGUUCUCUAAGGCGGAUUGAGACUGAACCUUGAGCAGAUUUCUCGUAUCGAGCGUUCACGGGCGAAGUUGGUGCCGCUUUGAGCGAGCCCAGGAGCAGUGGGAGAGACACAGAGAGAGAGAGAGAGCAAUGGACAUGAGCGUAAAGAAAUUCACCGUGCGCCGCUUCUUCUCUGUUUACCUGCGCAAGAAAUCCCGCAGCAAGAGCUCGAGUUUAAGCAAAUACGAGGAUGAAGGUAUCGUGAAAGAAAUAGACAUUAGCAACCACGUAAAAGAAGGCUUUGAAAAAGCAGAUCCCUCUCAGUUUGAAUUGCUCAAAGUGCUGGGUCAGGGGUCCUAUGGAAAAGUAUUUCUUGUUAAGAAAAUAAAGGGCUCUGAUGCAGGGCAGCUCUAUGCUAUGAAGGUACUAAAGAAGGCAACACUGAAAGUACGUGAUCGAGUCAGGUCAAAAAUGGAACGUGACAUAUUGGCUGAAGUCAAUCAUCCUUUCAUAGUAAAAUUGCACUAUGCAUUCCAGACUGAAGGAAAAUUGUAUCUGAUUUUAGAUUUCCUAAGAGGCGGUGAUCUUUUCACAAGACUAUCCAAAGAGGUGAUGUUUACAGAAGAAGAUGUCAAAUUCUAUCUAGCUGAGCUGGCCUUGGCUUUAGACCACCUGCAUGGCCUUGGGAUCAUUUACAGGGACUUGAAACCAGAAAAUGUACUUCUAGAUGAAGAUGGCCACAUUAAAAUCACAGACUUUGGACUCAGCAAGGAGGCUGUUGACCUUGACAAACGAGCCUAUUCCUUCUGUGGGACAAUAGAAUAUAUGGCUCCUGAAGUAGUUAAUCGACGUGGUCAUGCACAAAGUGCAGAUUGGUGGUCCUUUGGUGUUUUAAUGUUUGAGAUGUUAACAGGGUCGCUGCCUUUCCAAGGCAAGGACAGGAAAGAAACCAUGGCACUUAUACUCAAAGCUAAGCUGGGAAUGCCGCAGUUCUUAAGCCCAGAAGCCCAAAGCCUUUUGCGAGCACUCUUCAAGCGGAAUCCUUGCAACAGAUUAGGUGCUGGACCUGACGGAGUUGAGGAGAUAAAACGACACUGUUUCUUUGGAACUAUAGACUGGAAUAAGCUAUACAGGAAAGAAAUUAAGCCACCGUUUAAACCAGCUGUAGGGAGACCAGAGGAUACAUUUCACUUUGACCCUGAAUUCACAUCAAGGACACCAAUUGACUCACCUGGCGUGCCUCCAAGUGCCAACACACAUCAGCUUUUCCGAGGUUUCAGUUUUGUCGCCACCAACCUUGGCCAAGAGCAUACACAGUCUGACUCUCGACAACUGAUUGACCAUUCAAUUGUGCAGCAGCUACACGGGAAUAAUAUUCACUUCACAGAUGGUUAUGAGUUGAAAGAGGAUGUUGGUGUUGGAUCAUACUCCGUGUGCAAGCGAUGUGUUCACAAACUCACAGCUGUGGACUAUGCUGUAAAGAUUAUUGACAAAAGCAAAAGAGAUCCAUCAGAGGAAAUUGAAAUUUUACUGCGAUAUGGACAACAUCCAAAUAUUAUCACCCUGAAGGAUGUAUAUGAUGAUGGAAAGUAUUUGUAUCUUGUCAUGGAACUAAUGAGAGGAGGGGAGCUGCUGGACAGGAUCCUACGGCAGAAGUGUUUCUCAGAAAGAGAGGCCAGUGCAGUACUUUAUACAAUCACAAAGACUGUGGAAUACCUACACUCACAAGGGGUUGUUCAUCGAGAUCUGAAGCCGAGUAACAUUUUGUAUGUGGAUGAAUCAGGAAAUCCAGAAUCAAUUAGAAUUUGUGACUUUGGUUUUGCCAAGCAACUCCGAGCUGAGAAUGGCCUUCUAAUGACUCCAUGUUAUACUGCCAACUUUGUUGCACCUGAGGUGCUCAAGAGGCAAGGAUACGAUGCAGCUUGUGACAUGUGGAGCUUGGGGAUUCUACUCUACACUAUGCUAGCAGGAUUCACGCCAUUUGCGAAUGGGCCUGAAGAUACUCCUGAAGAAAUCCUAGCACGCAUUGGAAGUGGGAAAUAUGCCCUCAGUGGAGGAAACUGGGACACAAUUUCUGAUGCUGCCAAGGAUAUGGUAUCUAAACUGCUGCAUGUAGAUCCUCAUCAAAGGCACACAGCUGCACAGGUCCUUCGACAUCCCUGGAUAGUGAAUCGGGAAUUUCUAUCUCAGAAUCAGCUCAGCAGACAUGAUGCUCAUUUAGUCAAGGGUGCAAUGGCUGCCACGUACUUUGCUUUAAACCGCACACCUCAGGCACCAAGACUAGAACCUGUAAUGGCAUCAAACCUGGCUCAACGAAGAGGAAUGAAAAGAUUGACUUCUACAAGACUAUAACAACUAUUGAACAACACCUCUAGGAAGUUUCUAUUCAUUAUAUGUAAAAAUGUGGUCCUUUCCUGGCCAAUGCAAGAAGCCCCAACUGACCCAAAGUAUUCACAAAGGUUGAGCCUAGUUUCAGGCUUCUAUUAUUCAGUGUUUGACAAAAACAAAGGAUCAUUCACCUAACUUGCAGCACUGUAAAGAUAACAGGAGAUGAACAAACACCACUUCCCUUUCUGGAGUACAUUAGUUUUUUUGCCUGAUGAUGUUUGAAAAGAAUGGGCAAAUAUUGGUUGUGUAAACUAGGUUUAAUCUCUUUUAUAAGUGGAAAAGGAGAAAUAAGCAAGUGCUUUGAGAAAACACUUGUAUUUGAUGCUCUUGAAAAAGUGGAGCAAUGUUGUUACCUCUAAUUGUUUAAAAAAAAAGGGACUGAAAAGUUACAUCAGUUUGGAGCAGAGCGUUCUCGACUGAGAAUCCUGUUUAAAGGUUUAUGGUGGCUAAACUGGUUUUAUUUUUUUUCAGGAGACAGCAAUUCUGCUCCAAAGAAAUGUUUGUGAAUCAAUCUAACACCCUCAUUGAUGUUUUCUCAUAUCCGAUAGUUGCAUUUUUUUAAUGUCCUGUAAUAAUGUGAAGUUGCAAGAAGCACAAUGUAUUUUGAGUAUGAAAGGA
This is a messenger RNA of Chiloscyllium plagiosum (whitespotted bambooshark), 3517 nucleotides long. Its product is annotated as ribosomal protein S6 kinase alpha-2. Gene Ontology annotation, molecular function: protein serine/threonine kinase activity; magnesium ion binding; ATP binding. Gene Ontology annotation, biological process: protein phosphorylation; intracellular signal transduction. NCBI's taxonomy places the organism in Eukaryota, Metazoa, Chordata, Chondrichthyes, Orectolobiformes, Hemiscylliidae. The record is from RefSeq and is a predicted model, not a curated record.